This is a messenger RNA of Dissoconium aciculare CBS 342.82, 3244 nucleotides long. RefSeq lists its product as uncharacterized. Bases 420 to 3050 code for a protein of 876 amino acids. Gene Ontology annotation, cellular component: cytoplasm. The transcript is spliced from 2 exons. The record is from RefSeq and is a predicted model, not a curated record. Lineage: Eukaryota; Fungi; Ascomycota; Dothideomycetes; Mycosphaerellales; Dissoconiaceae. Gene Ontology annotation, biological process: small GTPase-mediated signal transduction. Gene Ontology annotation, molecular function: GTPase activator activity.
CCUGGCUAUAAAUUGUUCGUCCCUCUUUGUCGAUUAUUACACGAAUUUAGCACUCCACGCGCACGAUGUGCUAUUAGCUGUUAGUUUCCCAAACGUUGCUCUCCAGGGCUUUCCAGUAUUCGCAGAUAAGCUUUCAGUCAAUCCAAGUCUCUGGUCCAUCAUCCUUGCGUCUCGACUCACGAUUAUCCUUAUGCUGCAGCCCGUAUCUCCAACGUGAUUGCCCAUGUCAAUCGCACCGAUCAAGACCAGCACAGUCAUGCCUGUUGCUGGGAAACCCUCCACAUCGAACAAAGAUACCACCUGAUAACACUGAGCGCAGACGACCAGCACGACGACACUUACGAUCGCCUCAGGCUUUCUUUGACAGUACCGGAGCUAUAAACCUCGUCACCGACGGUUCUCCAGGACUACAUACAACCAUGCGAUCCGCUCUCCAGGCUGCUGCUCAGCUUCGCUCAGCGCGAGGCAACAACCCAACAAUUCAAUCCGUACCUCCAGCCGAGACCUCCCACGAAUACGUACCGGAACUCGCUGCGGCCGCGGCGUCUAUCCUAUACCGUUCACCAAUACCUUCUCGAGGACGAUCGAUAUACAUUCUCAACGCCGCGGCGUUUCCUGAUGCCAAUGAGGUCGAUUACGAUAGCCUAUUAUCUUACGUGCUAGCACGUCUCCCAGACGAGAACGAAUUGAUCGCAGGCGCCGAGUACGAGAUCGUCUUCUUUGCUGGAGGACAGACUGAUAGUGCCACUUCGGAGAAAAAGCAAGGAGCCAACACGGGCUGGUAUCUGCAGGCAUACCACGUACUGAGUCGAGCCACGAGAAAGAAGCUGCAAAGAUUAUACAUCGUUCAUCCGCGAACAUGGGUCAGAGUACUCAUCAGCAUAUUUGGGACAAUCGUUUCACCCAAAUUUCGAAGGAAAAUCGUUCACGUCAAUUCGUUGACUGCUUUGGCACAGCACUUGCCAAUUGAGAACCUCCUUAUACCGCCAUCUGCGUACCUUCAAGAUCGCAAGGUUUCACCAGAUAUCCACGUACCCGAGGCUACGGGCACUCGAGCAUUUGCCAGUCGGCGUCCACUUCCUAAGAGCUUGACCACAGGUCAGACGCGGCUACCACGUGUAUUGCGGGAAACAACUACAUUCAUUCUUCUACCCCAUAACAUCCGCGAGGAGGGACUAUUUCGGAUCCCACCCCACACCACUCUCAUUGGCGUUCUCAAGGAGGCAUAUGAUCGGGGCCAAAAAUUCAUCGUGUGGAAGGAGAAAGGCGCUGUCUUUGCGCCGCCAGGCAUUGAUCUAUCUUUGAUCAACGAAAUUCGGCUUGAGGAUACUUACGGAGUACAUCUAGCAGCUUCGCUAACCAAAGCGUGGUACCGAGAUCUGCGAGAGCCCAUCUUCAUGGAAUCCAGCUACAGCUUUGUACGCGAGAAAUUUCAAGAUACACAUAAAGCCGUCACUCUCGAAGACUUGACGGAUCUUUUGCUGCCUUCAUCGGAACUUUCACCGCUUUCUGCCACAGCACGAGAGAUUCUAUCACGUCAUCUGCUACCAAUGCUCUCUAAAGUUGCUUCACACGAAUCGAACAAUAAAAUGAAUGCUGAAAAUUUGGCAAUUUGCUUCAGCAUGUGUCUCGUUUGCGGAUCGAAUCAGCUAGAGGAUGGCAAAAUGUCCAUGAUCAUCAAACGAAUUGUCCAAGCGGCGAUUGAGAACUGGGCGGCACUGCAAAAGGCGAUGGACACCAGCGCCGAUUCAUUCAAUUCAGAUAUUGCUGGUCCGAAAGAUCAUCGAGAUUAUGAGGAUCCUCUCGAAGCGGAAUGGCCUGCUAAAGCAUCUUAUGAGGACGAUGCCCAGAGUCAAUCGAGUCACCGCAUCAUCAUGGCGGGUGGCGAUGCUUCAAGAACAAAUUCUUCGGAUGGAACAUAUGCGCCGCCGCUACCGGUCCGACGGGCAAGAACGACAUCCACAAUAAACGAUGCAUCGAAUCAGCAAAAUGGAUCUUCUGCUCAGCAACCUCCGCCAGUGCCUAAGCGUAGGCCCACAGCAAGUUCUACUGCGCCAUCGCGAUCUGUCACCGAUCCGCCUCGCUACUCCACUGUAUUUGAUGCAGAUGGCAUAUCAAUUCAUUCGCCGGAUUCGCCAAUCAUCAUCACGCCAGCGGAUGGUUUCGCACCCUCGCGUGCGGAGUUCUUGAGAAAUCACCAGUAUGGUUCGGACAUGAAAAAAGUUCCGCCUCUUCCGAUCAUAGGGACAACCGACUCUCAAACACCAGAGUCUACAACACCAACAGAAUCUUCUGCGGCCCUUCUCGCUCGCAUGGCCGCUCAACAAGCUGCAACCAAUCUCUCUCAAAAGCUUACAAUCAAUUCUUCACCUACACCUCCCGACGUGACUGUCUCUCCCGCCGACGAUGAUUCCUCCACCAAAGCCUCCCACCUGACUACGUCCACACAUUCCGCUCCACCAAUCUCCCGUCGCCCUUCCUUCCCGGCGUCGGCAUCUUCGACAUCGUCCACACCAGCACCUCGUCCGAUGGAGAUCCACUCGCUUUCCAAACCGGUACACGGGACAACGCCACCCGUUGUUAUCACCCACGCCGCCAUGUUCGGGAACAACGAAAAGCUCCCCAAUGCAAAUAAUUCUCAGAUAACUCCACGGCAUCGCGCGCCCUCGCCCGGCUUGUUGAAGCGAAUGGCCUCCAUGGACACCAUCAACCCACAACCCUUCCAAACCUCACCCUCUCAACAGGACAACAACCCACCAUAUUCCACCUCCCUCUCCACUCUCUCCCCAACACCAACAUCAACUCCUCCUCUUCCCCAACAAUCCACUUUUUCCCCUGCAUCACAGCCUCAGCGCUCAAAAUCCCUCACAACCCCCACUCAGAACUCCUCGGCCCUCAAACCCCGUUCCGUCAUCAAUUCCCUCCGGAAAACCUCCGUCGAGGAUCUCCGCAGAAUUUACGAGGAACGUGCCAGCACGGUCGGCGGAUUGGAAAGAGUGGCUGCAGACCAGAGGAGGAGAUCGGUUAUGGCCGAUGGUACCGCGACGUAGAAUGUUCGUUGCAACAGGCCAUCUUGGGGACGUUGGGAUGUUUAGGGGUGUCUAGGACACGUGAUCUGCGGAGUUGAAGGAAGCGAAGGUACAGCGAUGGCAUGAUAGCCCUUGAUUUGAAAGCGACCUGGAACCCUGGAGAUCUUUUCCUACUUCUUCCAUCACCUAUGGAACUUUACACCACCAUUCUCGAC